Striga asiatica is the source of this 1744-nucleotide messenger RNA. NCBI's taxonomy places the organism in Eukaryota, Viridiplantae, Streptophyta, Magnoliopsida, Lamiales, Orobanchaceae. The record is from the annotation of a GenBank genome assembly.
AUGACCACCACACUCCCCGACGCCGCCUCCCCGUGGUGGGGCCCUCUCACGGCCGCCCUCGCCGCACUCUACACACUCUAUCUUCUCCUCUCCAAGAAACCGGCCGGCAGGCCCCUCCCGGGCCCCCGCGGCCUCCCCCUCGUCGGCAACCUCCUCUCCCUCGACCCGGACCUCCACACGUACUUCGCGGGCCUCGCCCGGGCCCACGGCCCGAUCUUCUCCCUAAGGCUCGGCUUCAAAACCGCCGUCGUGGUGACCUCCCCGUCCGCGGCCCGCGAGAUGCUCAGAGACCACGACGCGGUGUUCGCCAACCGGGACGUGCCGGAGGCGGGCCGCGAGGCCACGUACGGCGGGCGCGACAUCGUGUGGAGCCCGCACGGGCCCGAGUGGCGGAUGCUGAGGAAAGUCAGCGUUCGGGAGAUGCUCGGGAGCCGCGCGCUCGACUCGGUGUACGCACUCCGGCGGAGGGAGGUCCGGGGGACGGUCGGGUACUUGUACGGGCGGCGAGGUUUGCCGGUGGAUGUUGGGGAGCAGAUGUUUGUGACGGUGUUGAACGUGAUCACGAGCAUGGUGUGGGGGGAAACGGUGGUGGGGGAGGAGAGGGCCGGGCUUGGGGCGGAGUUCAAGGAGGUUGUGGGGGAGAUUGUGGGGCUGCUGGGGAUGCCGAAUGUUUCGGAUUUUUACCCGGGGUGGAUCGGGAGGCUGGAUGUUCAGGGGAUAAGGAGGAGGAUGAGGGCGGCGGUUAGGAGGAUGGACCAGAUUUUCGAGACGGUGGUCGAGCGGAGGCUGAGGGGCGGUGGUGAGGGGACUGGCAAGGAUUUUCUGCAGUUUCUGCUGGAGAUGAAGGAUGGAGGAGAUGUCGAUUUUAGCAUGACUCACCUUAAGGCUUUGCUCAUGAAUCCGAGCACGAAACAGAGAUCAAAUGAUCGACAGAGUCUAAAUGAAGACAUGGUAGUCGGGGGGACGGACUCAACAUCCAACACGAUGGAGUUUGCCCUGGCUGAGAUGAUGAACAAUCCCGAAAUCCUCGCGCGGGCCCAGCAAGAGCUCGACACAGUCAUUGGCAAAUACAACACUGUCGAGGAGUCCCACAUCAGCAGCCUCCCUUACCUACAUGCAGUGAUGAAAGAAGCCCUCCGACUCCACCCAGCUGUCCCGCUCCUUGUCCCGCACUGCCCCAGCACCACAUGCGAGGUCUCUGGCUACACAAUCCCAAGUGGGGCCCGCGUUUUCUUCAACGUGUGGGCCAUCCACAGGGACCCUUCGUUGUGGGACAACCCUUUGGACUUCUGUCCUGACCGGUUCUUGGACGGGACAUGGGACUACAGUGGGAACGACUUUAGUUACUUCCCUUUUGGGUCUGGGCGGAGGAUGUGUGUUGGGGUCGACAUGGCCCAACGGAUGUUCAUGUUCUCGCUCGCGACUUUGGUUCACUCGUUCGACUGGAGAUUGCCUCAUGGGGAGAAGAUGGACCUGUCCGAAAAGUUUGGGAUUGUUCUCAAGAAAAAGGUGCCGUUGAUUGCUAUUCCGAAUCCUAGGUUGUCUGAUCCGGCGCUCUAUGCGUGAUUUUUAUGCAGUGGCUAUUUUUCUUUCGUGUUGAUUCCUUAAGCCUUAUUAUGGUGUCAAUCAAUACAUAAUCGAACAUUAUGAUGUCGUUUGGUUCGAUUUUACUGUACGAUUAAGAGUUAAUGAUUCUGUUUAACAUUAAUAAGAGGACUAAUGUGCACUAAAAUGACAAAAGCUA